GUCCCGACGGACACCGUCCACACCACACGCCCGAGAGCAACCCGAGGACGAGGCCGCCGGCGAGCGAGCAUGGGCGGGCGAGCUGGCGCCGCUGAGCCGCUGCUGCUCCCGGAGCACUCCGGCGGGCACGGCGGCGGCGGCGGGGCGUCGGUCUCCGGCGCGGUGUUCAACCUGUCCACGAGCAUCAUCGGCGCCGGCAUCAUGUCGAUCCCGGCGGCAAUGCGCGUGCUCGGCGUGGCCCCCGCGCUCGUCCUCAUCGCGGCCGUUGCCGUCCUCUCCAACGUCUCCGUGGAGUUCAUGCUGCGGUACACGGGCUGGGCUCCCAGCGGCCCGCCCUCGUACGCGGGGAUCAUGGGCGACGCGUUCGGCCGCGCCGGCGCCGCCGCGCUCAACGUCUUCGUCGCCUUCACCACCGCCGGCACUCUCGUCGUCUACCUCAUCAUCAUCGGGGACGUGAUGUCCGGGAGCGCGGGGGCGGGCGAGGAGCACGCCGGGGUGCUGGGGGAGCUGUUCGGCGCGCGGUGGCUAGAUAUCAAAAACUACACCGGAGAACUCUGCAAGAAUGGGUUGACCUGGAACGUGGGGAUAACAAAACGUCAGCCCCGCAUCAUGUAGUGCAUCUUGAGUGAAUAGCAUAAAACCACGACAUUGGUGGCGAAAUUUAUGAAAGACCACCACUUUUGGUUUGCGGGACAAAAAACCACCACAUUUGAGUUGGUUUUUUGCCGAACACCCAAAUGACGAUUUUGCAGCGAAUUGACACUCAA
Messenger RNA from Lolium perenne, 767 nucleotides. Its product is annotated as amino acid transporter AVT6B-like. The record is from RefSeq and is a predicted model, not a curated record. Gene Ontology annotation, cellular component: membrane. Lineage: Eukaryota; Viridiplantae; Streptophyta; Magnoliopsida; Poales; Poaceae. Gene Ontology annotation, biological process: amino acid transmembrane transport. Gene Ontology annotation, molecular function: L-amino acid transmembrane transporter activity.